CCAUUCAUUGCAUAUAUUUUCUUAUCCAAAUACUGUAACAGAUUGAAAUGGCUGCACAACCUGAACUUGAGCAUCCCAGAAAAGCAUUCGGAUGGGCAGUUAGGGACCCUUCUGGUGUUUUCUCACCUUUCAAUUUCUCCAGAAGGUUCUCUAAUAAACACAAAAUGUUAAGAACAAAGUUAAUUGCCACCCACUUAACUAACAGAUUCAAUUUAUUUUUCAGGGAAACUGGUGAAAAAGACGUUGCAUUCAAAGUGUUAUAUUGUGGGAUAUGUCACUCUGAUCUCCACAAGGCAAAGAACGAAUGGGGCACUUCCACCUAUCCACUAGUCCCAGGGCAUGAGGUGACUGGUGUAGUGACAGAAGUGGGAAGCAAAGUAGAAAAGUUCAAAGUUGGGGACAAGGUGGGUGUGGGAUGCUUGGUUGAUUCCUGCCGCAGCUGCCAGAACUGUUCUCACAAUCUUGAGAAUUAUUGUCCACAAUAUACUCUCACAUAUGAUGACAAAUAUAAAGAUGGUAGCAUCACAUAUGGAGGUUACUCUGAUUCAAUGGUUGCAGAUGAACACUUUGUGGUUCGAAUUCCUGAUGGCUUACCACUUGAUGCUGCUGCACCUCUCCUUUGUGCUGGCAUCACAGUUUAUAGCCCUCUCAGAUAUUUUGCACUAGACAAACCUGGUCUGCAUGUGGGUGUGGUUGGUCUCGGUGGACUAGGCCAUAUGGCUGUAAAAUUCGCCAAAGCUUUUGGGGCCAACGUCACAGUGAUAAGUACUUCACCUUACAAAAAGGAGGAAGCAAUACAACAUCUUGGAGCUGACUCUUUUCUGAUAAGCCGUGACCAAGAUCAGAUGCAGGCUGCAAAGGGUACUUUGGAUGGUAUUAUCGACACAGUUUCGGGCGUUCAUCUUUUGUUACCUCUGAUUGGUUUGCUGAAGUCUCAUGGAAAGCUUGUAAUGCUGGGUGCACCGGAGAAGCCUCUGGAGCUGCCAAUCUUUCCUUUACUUUGUGGGAGAAAGAUAGUAGCGGGAAGUUUGAUUGGAGGAAUAAAGGAGACCCAAGAGAUGAUCGACUUUGCUGCUAAGCACAACGUAAAACCUGACAUUGAGGUCAUUCCUAUUGAUUAUGUCAACACUGCAAUGGAGCGUCUCCAAAAAGCAGAUGUAAAAUACAGAUUUGUGAUUGACAUAGGAAACACUCUAAAACCAAGCCCUUGAAGUUUUCGCCAUUCUAGUAUACGCGAAACAUUGUAAGAGAAAAAAGUGAUAAUAAGCUAUGAUUGCACUUGGGACAAAACCUACUUGUUUUCAUACGAACUCCACAACCAAUGAAUAAAUAUCGCCAUUUUUGUGCUUUUGCUAUGAA
This is a messenger RNA of Vigna radiata var. radiata (mung bean), 1359 nucleotides long. Its product is annotated as probable mannitol dehydrogenase. The coding region runs from base 48 to 1211 and encodes 387 amino acids. Lineage: Eukaryota; Viridiplantae; Streptophyta; Magnoliopsida; Fabales; Fabaceae. Gene Ontology annotation, biological process: lignin biosynthetic process. The transcript has 4 exons. The record is from RefSeq and is a predicted model, not a curated record. Gene Ontology annotation, molecular function: cinnamyl-alcohol dehydrogenase activity; zinc ion binding.